CUCUUCUUAACAGAAAAAAAAAACUACCGACCAAGUCCAAUUCUGGUUUCUAACCUUAAAAAACAACUCAAUUUGGAGCCUCGACUAUAUAUAAAUACCAUAAAUGCACACGUAUGUACGGUUUUGACAGUUAGAGGCCAAACUUGUUGUAUGCUGAUAUAGACCUAGAAGUUAAGGGACUAAAGUGUAUUCUUCUAUAUAAAAACUACAUCAAACAUCGAUCGAUGACUUCCAUAUAGCAAGUCAUUGUAGGAUCUCUUUCUCUCUGUACUUGUGUCACUUAUCUACUGUGCGUGGCAGGUACUCAUCCAGCAUAUAUACGAGCAUAUUAGGCAGGCUCAGUACUCAGGACGGAUCCAAUUUGUUGUGGCUGCUCCACUUCUUUCGCUCUCCUCUCCUCUCCUCAUCGCCGGCAAGAGCUAUCCACCAUUAAUCCACAUGGAGGCGUCCCACAUGUCCAACUGCACUGGCAGCGUCUCGGCCACGCCAUCCCCUGCGCCGACUCCGAUGCCGACGCUUUCGCCAUCAUCGGCAUCGUCGGCCCUGGACUACGGCGUGGCGGUGAUCCUGGCGGCGAUGCUGUGCACGCUGGUGUGCGCGCUGGGGCUCAACUCCGUGUUCCACCACUGCGUUGCCCGCUGCUGCUCCCGCCGCCUCGGCCUCGGCGCCCACGUCGGCAUCCACAGCCGCGGCGCCAUUGCCACCACCAACAACGCCGGGCUCAAGCGCGGCGACGCUCUCCUCGCCCUGCCCGUCUCCACUUAUCACACGGCGCACAACAACAAGCAGCAGCAGCAGCAAGGCUCUGCCGGGCACUGUGCCAUCUGCCUGUCGGACUUCGCGGACGGGGAGACCGUCCGGGCGCUCCCCGUCUGCGGCCACGGCUUCCACGUCGCUUGCGUCGACCGCUGGCUCGUGUCCCGCUUCUCCUGCCCGACCUGCCGCCGCCGCCUCUCCGACAACGUCUCCGCAGGCGGCGCCGGGGACGGAGAAGAAGAAGGAGGUCGUCGUGCAGGCCGCGACAACCAGCUGCAAGUUUUGGCCGCCGUGUGAUCGUGAUCCAGCGGUGGUCGAUCGCCGUCGCUUCCCUCUCUGUUCUUGCUUCGCUUCAGAGUUCACACCCACUGUGUUCCGGGCCUUCCGGCGUACUCUGUUCCUAAAUACUUGUUAGUGCAAUUGCACUAAAACGAAGACGAGUAUUUAGGAACUAGGGAGUAAGUAUUAAACUAUGGCGUAUGUCAGUUUUACUGUGCGUGUGACCGACGUUCACAACGUACGGCUAUAGCCCUCUGUUUGAUGGGUUUACUUUGCCAUCCCGAGUGCUUUUCGACUAAAGAGAAAUAAAUCAGUGAGAUCACCAGGCUAUGGCCGGCGACUUGUUCCGUUUUAA
Messenger RNA from Brachypodium distachyon (stiff brome), 1390 nucleotides. RefSeq names its product RING-H2 finger protein ATL74. The transcript has a single exon. The record is from RefSeq and is a predicted model, not a curated record. The coding region runs from base 439 to 1053 and encodes 204 amino acids. Lineage: Eukaryota; Viridiplantae; Streptophyta; Magnoliopsida; Poales; Poaceae.